Messenger RNA from Volvox carteri f. nagariensis, 2484 nucleotides. RefSeq lists its product as uncharacterized. The record is from RefSeq and is a predicted model, not a curated record. Gene Ontology annotation, molecular function: mRNA binding. The transcript is spliced from 14 exons. NCBI's taxonomy places the organism in Eukaryota, Viridiplantae, Chlorophyta, Chlorophyceae, Chlamydomonadales, Volvocaceae. The coding region runs from base 1 to 2484 and encodes 827 amino acids. Gene Ontology annotation, cellular component: nucleus.
AUGGCGGAAGAACAGGAACAAUAUGUUGAGGAGGCUGCACUGGUGGAUGACGCAGAUAUGGGCGAGCCUCAGAUCCCAGCAAACGAGAUUGAAAACGGUGGCGGCAGUGGCGGUGUCGACCCCCCGGCUGACGGCGAGCCGAAGAGCGAAGGCGAUGAGCCUAAACCUCAGGAGCAGGCUCCUGAUGACGUUCGCGAGCAAGAACUUGCAACCGCAGAAGAUGAAAGGCAACGAAAUCAGGAGCACGAAGAACAGCAAGGAGCGGGAGAUUCAGAGGAUCCCAUGAGCCUGCCACCCCAUGGGACCGAGGUGUUCAUAUCAAAGGUGCCCCGGGAGGCUACAGACGCCCAGGUACGGGCGUUUUGUGAGAUGGCUGGCGAGGUGUUUGCCCUCCGCAUCCCCAAGGACCGUGAGAGCAACACCAACAAGGGAUACUGCUUUUGCGUUUUCAAAGCUCGCGAAUCUGCGGAGAAGGCCAUGACAAUCCUGGAGGGAAGGGAAGUCAAGGAGUUUCCUGGGCGCCGGGUUAACGUGGUGCCCUCCAUUGUGAAGAACAAGCUGUACAUUGGCCAGAUGCCCCGGGACAUUACUCGCGAGGAGCUGGAAGUCCUGCUCAAAGCGGAGGUGGUUGGCUUGGAGAAAAUCGAGCUAAUGAUGGACAAAGAAACCAAUCAGGCGCGGGGUUUCGGCUUCAUCGCAUUUUACAACAGCGCCGCAGCCACCCUGGCGCUCCGAAAGCUCAGCCGUCCCGAAUUCCGGCUGCGGGGCCACCAAGUGCAAGUCAUGUGGGCCGACCCCAAGCGUGACGAAAUCGGCACGGAGAAGGUCAAGUCUAUCUAUGUGGGAAACCUGCCGGAGCAGUACACAGAGAACGACCUUCGCGCCAUUUUCUCGCAGUACGGCACGGUCGAGCGAGUGACUCUGCUGUACAUGCCCGACGAUCCAACCAAGUUGCGGAACUACACAUUCAUCAACUACACUGAUCGUUCCUCCGCUCUCCGCGCCGUGAGCGAGGCAGAGAACAAGAAACAUAUCAUGACUGACAAGGAACUUAUCGUUCACAUGGCGAAGCCACAAGCUCAGCGCGAUGACGGCAUGGGCAUGGUUCGCGGCUACGGCCCCGGCGGCUACGGCUACCCACCACGGGGCUACGGACCGCCUGGGUAUGGAGGUGGUCGCGGUCCGGCCGGUCGUGGCGGUGGCCGAGGCGGUCACGGCGGCGGCCGUGGCUACGGCGGCGGCGGCCGCGGGUAUCAUCAGGGCGAUUAUGGAUAUGGGUACGAGGAGGGCUACGAUUAUGGAUAUGAGGAGGGCUAUGAGGAGGACUACGAUGGCUAUGGGUACGGCUACAGCUAUGGGGGCUACCCGGGCAUGCCCAUCAUGCCAGUCGUGGUACCAAGCGGCCAGUUUGGUUAUGUCAUGGGCGGUGGCACCGGUUACCAUGAAGGUGGAAGCUCCGGAAGCGGUGGACCAGUGCGUCGCGGCCGCGGUGCUCCGGCAGGCCCUGGGCCCCGUGAACGCAGCGCCGAAGGUCGCGCCGAGGGCCGCCCGGGUGUUGAGUAUGGUGGUGCAUCGGGCGCCGGCUAUGGAGGGGCUGCCUACGGUGCAAGCGCCGGCCGUGGCGCCGGCGGCGGCGGCGGUGGCUACGAUGAUCGAGGCUACGGGGAGAAAUACCCCGCUAGGGGCGAGUACGGUGGCGCCCGUCAAGUGUCUUACGACGCCGGGGCGGCUCACAGGGAUGUGGGGGGUUAUGGUGGAGGGGAACGUUACUACGGCGGUGGACAUCAGGGUGGUCGCGGUGGCGGGGCCCCUUCACGUGGAGGGUACGGGGGUGGUGAGCGGGCUGCCGCUGGCGGCAGCGGCAGCGGAGGGUACGGGGACCGGAGUGGCUAUGGGGACCGGAGUGGCUACGGGGAGCGCGGCUAUGGGAGCGGAGAGCGUGGCGGUGGUUCCUACACACCUGGGCAUUACGGCGGGGAACGCGGUGCGCCUGCUUAUGGAGGAGAACGUGUCAGUGCGGGAUAUGGCACAGAGCGAGGAGGGUACGGCAGCUCUGGAGCUCCACCGCCGUACAAUGCGCACCCGCCCAGCCGCGGGGCCCCUGUCGCAGGCGGCUCGGUGUAUUCGUCCGGGAGCGGAGCAGCCACGAGCCUCAUCCGCUACAUCGUCGGCCUGCUGUCCCUCAGACUCAGUUCGAUAUACCUUACACUCUACGCGUUACAGGUGUUACAGGUUACCAUGGCGGGUCUGGGGCCUACAUGGCUGCUAGCGGCGGCGGCGGCGGCGGUCGCCCGGGCAGCUAUCAAGGCGGGUCUGGCAGUUAUACGGGAGGUAGCGGGGGUAGCCGGCCGCCGGCGGGCCCUGCCGGCGGCAGCUACGGCGGCCGCGGUGCUGGCGGGGCUCCUUCCGGACCUCGCUAUGCUCCAUACUAGACAGCACGUUCUACCCGCUUUUACCUUUGGUGCUGAUUUGGUGGAGAUAUGA